Struthio camelus australis is the source of this 2597-nucleotide messenger RNA. It is a transcript of the gene ASB4, whose product is annotated as ankyrin repeat and SOCS box containing 4. Lineage: Eukaryota; Metazoa; Chordata; Aves; Struthioniformes; Struthionidae. Gene Ontology annotation, molecular function: transcription cis-regulatory region binding; protein binding. The record is from RefSeq and is a predicted model, not a curated record. Gene Ontology annotation, cellular component: nucleus. Gene Ontology annotation, biological process: intracellular signal transduction; positive regulation of transcription by RNA polymerase II.
ACUUGUCUCUACUGAGCUGCCUUCCACAGGCUUCAUUUAAACCCAUAGUUUAUGCCUCUCUUCAGCGGAAGGAAAGAACUCUUAGAGAUUUACAUUUGGUUUUGGAUUAAGUUUGGUUACAAAAUCCCCCAGGUUUAAGUACUGCCAGAUAUUAUGACGCAAAGCUGCAAAAAUAUGAGAAGAAUUUUCCACUCAACAUAGCUAGGGAUCUGGGGAACACUGCCGUGGAUGGACGUCCUGCAGGGCUGGCUGAGGAGACUGGACCCCGGAAACCUGAGGAACACAGGGGCUGCCACAAUUUCCAGUAUCACCCAGCUCACAUCUCCUCAUCAGCCCACUUGGCAGCUGAACUUGCAGGAGGUCAGGAAGAAUAAGCAUGAAAAUAUCUUCUUAAUGGUUGCAAUACUGGCCCAUUUAAACCAACAAUGGGAAGUCUCCUACCGGCUAUGGUCCCAUCCAGGAGCCCAAGUGGGUGCAAGUGCCAUUGGUGCUGCGUGAACUGCAUGGUGCAUAGCAGCAACUCAUAGCAGCCAAGUUUGCAUCAAUCCUCACACGCUGCUGCCAGCCCAGGGACAGGGCUGGCAGUGCAUGACAGGAACUUCAGCAUGCAGCUCUGCUCUAGGACCUCAGUGCACCCCUCUUCCCCACACAAACAAAUACGUUUGGAAAUGGACCUGGAGGAGACAUACAAAGAAGAGGAGAAUACGGAGGAGAGAAUGACUCGAGCAGCAGCUGCCAAGUUGGUGAAAAAAGCUUUUCUUGAAGCCUUGAAGUCAAAUGACUAUGAAACACUAGACGAGCUCUUGAGCCAGAAGAAAAUAGAUGUGGAUACGGUGUUUGAAGUGGAAGAUGAAAACUUGAUUCUGGCCUCCUACAAACAAGGGUAUUGGCUGCCUAGCUACAAAUUAAAAAUAUCCUGGGCAACUGGACUUCAUCUCGCUGUCAUGUAUGGGCAUCUGGAGUGUCUUUCGGUCCUGCUCAAUCACAAAGCUACCAUCAACUGCCGGCCCAACGGGAAAGCUGCGAUCCACGUGGCGUGUGAAAUGGCGAAUGUUGAGUGUCUCAAGAUCCUUUGCAACCAUGGAGCUAAGCUGAAUUGCUUCUCCAUGAGCGGUCAGGCGCCCUUGCACUUCUGCACGACGCGAACCUCCAUGCCAUGCGCCCAGGAGCUGGUUUGGAGAGGAGCAAAUGUGAACAUAAAAACAAACAACCAAGAUGAGGAGACUCCCCUGCACACAGCUGCACGCUUGGGUAUCCCUGAGCUUGUGGCCUUUUAUGUGGAACAAGGAGCACACGUUGAUGCUGUGAAUGCCCACAUGGAGACUCCCCUGGCCUGUGCUGCCUAUUGGGCCCUUCACUAUAAGGAUCAGAUAUACAGCCCAGACCAUCACCUUAUUUGUCGGAUGCUCCUAGACUAUAAAGCUGAAGUGAAUACUCGUGAUGAGGAUUUCAAAUCACCACUCCACAAAGCUGCCUGGAACUGUGACCACGUGCUGCUACAUAUGCUGCUGGAGGCAGGAGCAGAGGCCAACAUCAUGGAUGUCAACGGCUGCGCACCCUUACAAUAUAUUUUGAAAGUGACAUCUGUGCGGCCAGCUGCCCAGCCUGACAUUUGCUACCAGUUGCUACUGAAUCAUGGAGCAGCUAGGAUAUAUCCCCUGCAGUUUCACAAGGUGUUACAGGCCUGUCACUCCCACCCGAGAGCUGUGGAGAUUGUCAUCAAUUCUUACGAGCACAUCACAUCGACAUCCAAGUGGAAAGCAGCCAUACCUGCCGAUGUCUUCGAGAGAUACCAGGACUUCUAUGACUCUCUGUUUGCUGUGUGCAGCAAUUCACCGCGGUCGCUCAUGCACUUGUGCAGAUGCGCUAUUCGGGAAACGCUGUCGAAAAGGUGCCACAGGGGAGUCCCUUCGCUUUCCAUCCCACUCUCCCUGAAGAAGUACCUGCUGCUGGAGCCAGAAGGAAUCGUCUACUGAGCCACAGCAGGGAGGGUGCUGCUCCGUGCGUCCUGCCGUGCCGCCGUCCGGGCUCCGCGCCCCAUGCAGGACUGUCCCUGCCCUCCUGCCUGGAGGGGACCUGGCACAACUCUUGCACAGACCUUUGCUUCCAUACACUCCCAGGCCGGCUAGAAGCUGGGCAGGGAUUUGCAGGCUGCUCUGGCAGUUGUUAUCUUUCCGGGUUCACUGUGCUGGGAAUGGGAUUUGCAGUCUCCUGGUGGAGCUCGGGAAGGCACAAAUGCAGGACUCCAAACUUUCAUGCUUUCUUCAGUCUGGUUUAAACGACCCAGCAAUGAUGCUUCUACUUCUUUUGGUAACUAUUCCAUUGCCCAUUAAAUAUCAUUAGAGUCAAUGCAAACAGCCUAUGAUACUGUUCACUUAUUUUCUUCAGCUGUCAUUUUAGAAGUAAAAGAAAGGCUGUCAUCAAAAAAUAGCAUACUCAUUAGACCCAGAGAAAUGCUUUCCCAGAAAGAAAUGGGUGAACUGCUUUGAAUCCUGACCAUGGACAGGAUUUCAGUAAUUUCCUUAUUUUCCUGUGGAUUGACUCUGAACGCAAUGUUAGUUCAUUGUUCAGUACAACUGUCUGUAACAUAUAAAGCU